CCACAGCUCACCAGGAAGCUCAGCAUCGACCAUGGAGAUGCCACGGCCCGCGCUCCUCAUCCUCUUGGCCGCCUCGCUGCUCGUGCUAGCGUGGCCGGCUUCGUGCGCCGACCCCGUGCUCAUCCCUGUCGCCAAGGACCCGGCCACCUCCCUCUACACCGUCCCCAUCAGGGACGGCGACAACCACGUCAUCGACCUCGCCUGCCCGCUGCUCUGGUCCACCUGCGCCAGCGACCACCUUCCGGCGGCCUUCUCCUGCAAUGCCACAGAGUGCAGGGACGCCAACGCCUACCGCGCCCCGAGCUGCCGCAUCGCCGGCCAGCCCUGCAAGAAGCGGUGCAGGGCGUACCCGUACAACCCCAUCACGGGGCAGUGCGCCGCCGCAAACCUGGUCCACACCAGGUUCAUCGCCAACACCACCGACGGCAAGAACCCGCUGCAGCAGGUCUCCGUCCGGGCCGUGGCGGCGUGCGCGCCCAGGAACAUCCUGGCGUCGCUGCCCAAGGACGUCGCGGGCGUCGCGGGGCUCUCGGCGUCCGGCCUGGCGCUGCCGGCGCAGGUCGCGGCCUCGCACCGCGUCGCCAGCAAGUUCCUGCUCUGCCUCCCGAGGCGCGGCGAGGGCGUCGCCAUCUUCGGCGGUGGCCCGCUGUUCCUCCUCCCGGAGUCGGCCAUGGGCGACCUCACGGCGACGCUGGCGUUCACCCCGCUCCGCCGCAGGAAAGACAACCCCUUGUACUACAUCCCGGUGCAGGGCAUCGCCGUGAACCAGGCGCAGGUGCCGCUCCCCGCGAACGCGCUUGCCGCCGCCGGCGUCGUGCUCUGCACCCGGGUGGCGUACACCGCGCUCCGGCCGGACGUGUACCGCCCGGUCGUGGACUCGUUCGACAGGGCCCUGGCGCGGAACGACGCCAAGGUCCCGGCGGUGGCGCCCUUCGAGCUCUGCUACCGGUCGAGCAUGUUGGGGAACUCGCACCUCGGCUACGCCGUGCCGGACAUCGCCCUGGUGCUCGAGGGUGGGAAGAGCUGGACGUUCGUGGGCAGCAGCUCGAUGGUGGACGUGAACAGCCAGACCGCGUGCCUCGCCUUGGUCGAGAUGAAGGGGGUGAAGGCCGGGGAUCCCAGCGCGGCGGCGGUGGUGGUCGGAGGGUUCCAGAUGGAGAACCACCUUCUGCAGUUCGACCUGGAGAAGCAACAGCUCGGCUUCGCCAAGGUGCCGUUUUUCUCGGCGUGCAGUAACUUCAACCUCACCAAGACCCAGUACUACUAGUGCAGUGGAUUCUUCUCCUUCUCGGACCUCGAUCACGGCAAGUUAGUGGCCUGCAAAGUCUGUCACCUGUUUAAGUACUACUAGCUCGGUUUAAUGAUCAUGUGCACCGAUCAAC
Panicum virgatum (switchgrass) is the source of this 1382-nucleotide messenger RNA. Its product is annotated as chitinase CLP-like. The transcript has a single exon. NCBI's taxonomy places the organism in Eukaryota, Viridiplantae, Streptophyta, Magnoliopsida, Poales, Poaceae. The record is from RefSeq and is a predicted model, not a curated record. Gene Ontology annotation, molecular function: aspartic-type endopeptidase activity. Gene Ontology annotation, biological process: proteolysis. Bases 32 to 1267 code for a protein of 411 amino acids.